AUGGGCUCAUCAGAUCGGUUGUUUAACAGGCAGAGAACUAUUCAUCAGAUCCUUGGAGGGGGCCUUGAUGUGAUGCUAUGGAGGCAAAGGAAUUUAACAGUGGGAAUAUUGGUGGUAGCUUUGGCUGCUUGGGUGGUUUUUGAGAGAUCUGGCGUAAAUGUGCAGUCCCAUUUUCUGAACAAGCCACCAUGUUUGCUGAGGCGGACAAUAAUGCAUGGACAACCAGAAAUAUUGUCAGACAAUGAAGACGAGGAUUUAAAAGCUGCAAUAGCUGCCAGCUUGAUCAACUCAUCGCAGGAAAUCAAAACAGAGGCAAGUAUCACAGAAAAUGAAAAUAAAAACAGCAACGAAGAAAAGGCAUGA
Fraxinus pennsylvanica is the source of this 363-nucleotide messenger RNA. The record is from the annotation of a GenBank genome assembly. Lineage: Eukaryota; Viridiplantae; Streptophyta; Magnoliopsida; Lamiales; Oleaceae.